UCCCCCUUCUCCCUCCUCCCUCCUCUCGCACACACACCCCCGCUUGGGCCUCCUCUCUCUCUCUCUCCGGCUCCAUUUUCUCCGCCGCCGGGGGCCGGGGUCUCCUGUGGGGGUGCCCAGGCGGCACCCCGGGUCUCCCCUUCAGUGCCGGGGUGAACCCCCGGAGGGGAGCCGGGAGGCGGGUUGCCGGGCGGGGUUGGGGCGGAGGGAGCAGCGGCCCCGGCGAGUUUGGGGGGGAAGUCACCCGGCGGGGGGAGGGGCGAGCAGGGAGGGGGCCUCAGGGCCCCCCCCAGCUAUGGACGAGCGGCUGCUGGGGCCCCCCCCCCCGGGGGGGGGCGGGGGGGGUCGGGGGCUGGGGGGUGGGGAGCCCGGGGCCCCUGGCGAGCCUCCCGGUGGCGGAGACCCCGGUGGGGGAAGUGGGGGGGUCCCGGGAGGCCGAGGGAAGCAAGACAUCGGGGACAUUCUGCAACAGAUAAUGACCAUCACCGACCAGAGCCUGGACGAGGCCCAGGCCAAGAAACACGCCCUAAACUGUCACCGAAUGAAACCUGCCCUGUUUAGUGUCCUGUGUGAGAUCAAGGAGAAAACUGGCCUUAGCAUUCGGAGCUCCCAGGAGGAGGAGCCGGUGGACCCCCAGCUCAUGCGUCUGGACAACAUGCUUCUGGCAGAAGGUGUGGCGGGGCCAGAGAAAGGGGGGGGCUCCGCGGCGGCCGCUGCAGCCGCCGCAGCCUCCGGAGGCGGCGUGUCCCCCGACAACUCCAUCGAACACUCGGACUAUCGCAGCAAGCUUGCCCAGAUCCGCCACAUCUACCACUCAGAGCUGGAGAAGUAUGAGCAGGCGUGCAACGAGUUCACCACCCACGUCAUGAACCUGCUGAGGGAGCAGAGCCGCACACGGCCUGUUGCCCCCAAGGAGAUGGAGCGCAUGGUGAGCAUCAUCCAUCGCAAGUUCAGCGCCAUCCAGAUGCAACUGAAGCAGAGCACCUGUGAGGCCGUCAUGAUCCUGCGCUCCCGCUUCCUGGACGCCAGGAGGAAACGCCGCAACUUCAGCAAGCAGGCCACCGAGGUCCUGAAUGAGUAUUUCUACUCCCACCUGAGUAACCCUUACCCUAGUGAGGAGGCCAAAGAGGAGCUCGCCAAGAAGUGCGGCAUCACCGUCUCUCAGGUUUCCAACUGGUUUGGCAACAAGCGAAUUCGCUACAAGAAGAAUAUUGGGAAGUUCCAAGAGGAGGCAAACAUCUACGCUGUGAAGACAGCGGUCUCGGCCGCCCAGGGGGGCCACAGCCGCACCAGCUCCCCAACGCCCCCUUCCUCUGCAGGCUCUGGCGGUUCUUUCAAUCUCUCAGGAUCCGGAGACAUGUUUCUGGGGAUGCCUGGGCUCAACGGAGACUCCUACUCUGCUUCCCAGGUGGAAUCACUCCGACACUCAAUGGGGCCAGGGAGCUACGGGGAUAACCUUGGAGGAGGCCAGAUAUACAGUCCUCGAGAGAUGCGGGCCAAUGGCAGCUGGCAGGAGGCUGUGACCCCAUCCUCAGUGACAUCCCCAACGGAGGGACCAGGGAGUGUUCACUCUGACACCUCUAACUGACCUUGCCUCUCGAGGUCACAGGGCUGGGGUCUCCCAACAGGCAACUCUCGAAGAGGAUGUGGGCAUCAGAGGACAGACCCCACAGAAGCACAAAACAGAAGAGCGAUUGGGGUCGCGCCCUCCCCAACUAGACACUCAGUGCUGGGGUGCUGACUACAUGGCAGGGAGAGUGGGGUGUCCUCCCCCCUUUUUUCAAACCCUUUUUUCUGUCUUUUUUUUCCUCUCACACAAAACGCCAGAUAGCUACUUCUCAGAUCUCUGUCUCUGAAGCCUACACCCACCACGACGAUUGUGUUUGUCUCUGGGCUCCACCGCCUUCCUUUCCCCACUCCACUUACAUACUCUGGAAUCUGGAGAUGUCAGCCCUGCCCGACCCAGAGAUGCCAAAAAUGGGGACUCCUGGACAGAGGCCCUGGGCCAACCCCCCUUCCCCACGCAUCCCACCUUCUGCCCCUCCAGACGGCUUUAUUACCUCAUACGCAUCUUAAACCAAUAGAAUCGCUCGGUGGACAAGAGUGUCUGACUCAGAUAUCUACCUCGGAGGGAGUUUCUGCUACUUUAGGCUGGGUUUGGGAGUUAGACCUUUUCUUUUUUUUAAGAACCCCUGGACUCUGUGUUUUUUUUUUUUUUUUUAAUUGUUUUUGUUGGUAGUGGUGAUCCUUUAUAUUUUAAUAGUUUGAAGAAGUAGGGUUUUGAUGUGUGUGUGUGUGUGGUGUUGUUUUUUUUUUUUUUUAAAUAAACAUACUGGUCUAUUUUUGUUUACCCUGUGAGAAGUAAGAGCCAAAGGGGCCUCUAAGAGAACAAAGAGCCCAGGGGUGGGUGCUCACUCCAGGCCUGCAGUGGGGAAGUGGAUUUUGCAGGACACCGUGUCCUUGUCCAGGACACUUAGCUGUCAACUUGUGCAGGCAAAUCUCUGCUGUAUUUGGUGUGGAGCAUAAGGCCCCGUAGCCUCCUGUUUCCCCCACUCCCAAUAACCUUUGGGCAAGGCUGGACUGAACUCAGUGACUUUUGAAAAAGUCGAAAGACUUUGUUUUGUUUUUUUUAAACUAUUUACAGAGUGGAGAUGAAUGAGUGGGGAGGGUGUUCUUGCCAAAUAUGCUAAAUAUGGGCUGGGUGUUUAUAUAUAUGUCUAUAUAUGUAUCUCCCCCAGUUUCCCAGAAAUAAGUGUUUCUGUUCAUUUUUUAAUCUCAUGCCAAAAUCAAGGGGGUGGGGAGAGGAGGGAGGUCACAGAAAGCCAGGUAUGAGGGAAAAGUUUAAAAAGUUCAUCUCAGCCUUCUGACACCCUCAGAAUCCUCCAGACUGUCUCAGUGGGGAACUCCUCCCAUCAAAGACCCAGGCAGGAUUGAGGGAUAAGAGGGUGGCGGGAGGCAGGGGCCAGGGGCAGUUCUCUCCUCACCUGUAAACUUGUAGAUUCACAGAAAAAAAAAAUUGCAGUUUUAAAUAAAGAGAUUUCUUUUUCCCCUGG
Molecule: messenger RNA, 3053 nt
Organism: Psammomys obesus (fat sand rat)
Lineage: Eukaryota; Metazoa; Chordata; Mammalia; Rodentia; Muridae
Gene: Pbx2
Product: PBX homeobox 2
Biological process (GO): eye development; embryonic organ development; animal organ morphogenesis
Cellular component (GO): nucleus
Molecular function (GO): RNA polymerase II cis-regulatory region sequence-specific DNA binding; DNA-binding transcription factor activity, RNA polymerase II-specific
Source: RefSeq, a predicted model, not a curated record